This is a messenger RNA of Suillus clintonianus, 1638 nucleotides long. RefSeq lists its product as uncharacterized. The coding region runs from base 1 to 1638 and encodes 545 amino acids. The transcript is spliced from 4 exons. The record is from RefSeq and is a predicted model, not a curated record. Lineage: Eukaryota; Fungi; Basidiomycota; Agaricomycetes; Boletales; Suillaceae.
AUGGGCAGAGAAUCAACUACAAGCACUGCUACACUCCCUCCCCUCGACUACCUUCACCCCAGUCCAGUCAGAGGUCAACUCGAACCCUCAGACGAGGUUACAAAAAAAACUGGCUGGCGUUUUAUUCAAUGCACAGACACUCCGAAUGAGCUCAAAGUACUUUUGCCUCCCAGAACAGCUCAGCUAUACGCCCGUCUGCUUAAAGCAGAAAAAUCAGAACUCGCCAAGAAGCUCAAUGCAUCUUGGGAAUCUAUACUCGAAAUACGCCACCUCAAGGAUAGGAUGAUUAGGAAGUGCCAGAGGCUAGCUCAUUCUUACGCCGACAAUAAGCCUCCCGUGAAGGUCCCCUUCUUGUCCAUUCAUGCCCCAGUCGAUUUCAGAUUAAAAGAGAUGGAGAAGUGGAUUCGCCUCCACGGCGAGCCUGAUGAGUCUAGCAAGAAGAUGCCCGUGCCCGACUCCGUUCGCCCACGUAACUCAUUCUGCUGCGAUCGAUGCGCAAAUAUGGUUCCUCAUCACCACACCAUAUCUCGUCGGCCAUCCACCCUAUCCCGUCGCUCAGCCCUCGCCGAGCGUUCUCCAUCAAAAGCUCUCCCGGCAUCCCCACGACGCGCUCGCUCCUCCAAGGCGAGCUCUGUCCAAAGCGAUCACAAACCUUCUCCCGUUGCGAGCUCCAUCGUCCUCAAUGAAAGCCAUUCGCAUCAUCAAAGCCAAUUGUACGAAACCAGCGUCCACGAAAGUAGUACACACCAGGAGGGCAGGAAUAAUCAAGUCCACGCCUCUUUCACCGCACAUCAGAGUAGGUUCGAUGACAGUAGCACUACUCAGGAGAGCAGGGUCCUAGACAGCAGCAAUAUCCACACGCGACAAAUCAAGCACUCCAGGAGUAUGUCAUAUGACGAGCGGAGGUUUGCAGAAAGUGGUCUUCAUGAGAUAAAACGCACUAUCCACGUCAUUCCUGAAGCAUCAGAGGCAGGUACCGAUCACAGCAAUCGCUCAGCGGUGUCGGUCAGCAAACUAUCGGUUAUUUCGCCCGAUCCAUUGCCUCAUCCAUUCCAUGGUUCGACUUCAGCAGUUUUCUUGGGCAUGGUCGAGAGUCCUGUAGAUGCUCCUGAGGUACAGAUCGCUGAACCUUACUAUUCGGAAAGCGAGGGAGUGAUGACACCUCCUUCCGAAGACGAACCAACCAGCGACUUCCCUCCCCAGCCAAAUACCCUCCGCAGACGCAGUAGCCUCAAACGCAGCAACAAUGACCUGCGCCUGAGUAUAGCGUUCUCCGCAAAGACCGUGUCCUGGGCGAUGGACCGCGACUGGGCCGAUCAGGUCACGAAGUAUAACGCUGCGGCGGGUGAAAUCGAGCAUGCUGACCGAGAGUGGGAUGCCAUUUGUGCGACAUAUCAUGAAGAACUUGCUGGCAUGAAGGUUCUGCGUCGAAAUGUCACGCAGACCCUGGCCAGGUUACGCUUGGAGGCAGAGAAGCUGCAGCGUGAAGACGAGGUGAUCCGGGAUCAAGAGGAUAAGUUGCGUGCGGGAUAUGAGCAGCUCGAGCAGAAACAUGGACAGUAUCGAGAAAAGGUUAAAGCUGUUUUAGAAGAGACCGAACAGGUUCUUACAUUGUGCGGCACCAAGCGGGGUUCUUGA